This is a messenger RNA of Bombina bombina (fire-bellied toad), 994 nucleotides long. RefSeq names its product Y-box binding protein 3 (gene YBX3). The transcript has 8 exons. Gene Ontology annotation, cellular component: nucleus. Bases 155 to 904 code for a protein of 249 amino acids. Gene Ontology annotation, molecular function: nucleic acid binding. NCBI's taxonomy places the organism in Eukaryota, Metazoa, Chordata, Amphibia, Anura, Bombinatoridae. Gene Ontology annotation, biological process: regulation of gene expression. The record is from RefSeq and is a predicted model, not a curated record.
CAUUUUUAGGGCAGUAAGAUCAGCGAUAAGUAGAGAGAAAGAGAUCGAGGAUUGAGAUCCCUCGAAUACCAUCUGCAGCCCUCCCAGCCUCUCCCCCUUGUCUCCCACAACCAUCUCACCCAGGAGGGAAAGAAAAUAACAGGGAUUUGCAGACAUGAGCGAAGUAACAGCUGAGGAACCAAAGCUGAAAACUCCCGGGACUGAACCAGCCCCAGUUGCUCAGCCACCAGCAGGAGAUACGGACAGGAAGGUGCUGGCUACAAAAGUCCAAGGGACAGUAAAGUGGUUCAAUGUGAGAAAUGGCUACGGAUUUAUAAACCGGAAUGACACCAAAGAAGAUGUGUUUGUCCACCAGACCGCAAUCAAGAAAAACAAUCCACGCAAAUACCUGCGGAGCGUAGGGGAUGGAGAGGUUGUGGAGUUUGACGUUGUUGCUGGGGAGAAGGGGGCCGAGGCAGCUAAUGUAACUGGGCCAAAGGGAGCCCCAGUACAAGGCAGUCGUUAUGCUGCAGACAGACGCAGAUAUCGCCGUGGUUACUACGGACGCAGGAGAGCACCAGGAAGGGAGGGAGGUGAAGCUGAGAUGAAAGAAGGAGCACCAGAAGGUGGAGAAACGCAGCAGCCAAUGCGCCAACCAACUAACUAUCGCCAGCGAUAUCGCCGACCCAUGUCCCAGCCCAGAUCUGUUCCACCCCCUGGGGAGAAUGACAACAAGGAGAAUCAAUAUGAAGUUGGAGCCCCUGACCAGCAACAAAACCGUCGUGGUUUCCGUAGACCAUACAAUUACCGCCGUCGACCUAACCAAACAAAUGCGCCAAUACAGGGGAACAAGGAGUCAACUAAGGUGGCUGAAACUUCAGCGGAGAAGCCGGUGCCAGCAAGUGAGAAGAGCAACACUGUGUAAUCUGAGUCACCAUCAGCCAUCCCACAAGUGAGACACCCAGUUCAGGUUACAAACUGUGUUUCAGCUUUUGUGCCUCUGUUCUGAGGCUUU